Molecule: messenger RNA, 1346 nt
Organism: Anoplopoma fimbria (sablefish)
Lineage: Eukaryota; Metazoa; Chordata; Actinopteri; Perciformes; Anoplopomatidae
Gene: txn2
Product: thioredoxin 2
Exons: 4
Coding region: 85-627 (180 amino acids)
Biological process (GO): cell redox homeostasis
Cellular component (GO): mitochondrion
Molecular function (GO): protein-disulfide reductase activity
Source: RefSeq, a predicted model, not a curated record
UUUUCUUCUUCAUGUGCGGUAGCAAAGCGGAAGUACUUCAGUGGAGUCAGCCAAGGCCAAAAUCAACGCAAGCUUAGCAGCAAGAUGGCUCACAGGCUGCUAAUGCGCAGAAUUUGGACGCUCUCUUCUAAAGACAUCCGCUGCCUCCCAGCGUCCACUGCCACCUCCUCCUCCUCCUCCUCCUCCUCUUCUUCUUCUUCUUUUUCAACCUCUUCUCUGCAAUCCGCCGCAACCCGGGUGUCCUUCCUCUCGCCAUCGCGUACUCUUCCUCGCUCCCUCCCUCACACCUCCCGCAGGGAAGUCUCCUUCAACGUUCAGGACCACGAGGACUUCACGGACAGGGUGAUCAACAGUGAGCUGCCCGUGCUAGUUGACUUCCAUGCACAGUGGUGUGGUCCCUGUAAGAUCCUCGGGCCGAGGUUGGAGAAGGCGAUUGCGAAACAGAAAGGCCGCGUUACCAUGGCAAAGGUGGACAUAGACGAUCACACAGACCUGGCCAUCGAGUACGGGGUGUCUGCCGUCCCGACUGUGAUUGCCAUUCGGGGAGGUGACGUAGUCGACCACUUCGUGGGGAUCAAAGAUGACGACGAGCUGGACUCAUUUGUCGGCAAGGUCAUUGGACAAUAACCGUUUCCAACCAUGCCAUUCACCACCGUCACGGUGCCGUUGUGUGUGAUCACGGCCACCAUCUUUAGCCGGUUUAAAACAAAAACUUGCAACGAUCCCAAGUGGCAAACACUCGAAUGCUCACACCCAUCCCUAGACGAACUGCUCCAGCUUCGCAUCUUAGCUUCUGUCUCCGUCUCUUGUUAUUUUUUUGUGUAGAGAUGGGUGUGCGCUUUCGUUUUUCUGUGGGGUUUUUCUUGCAGCGUUUUCCAUUUCUCUUCAAUAAUGUGACAGCUCCACUCCUCACAAGAGCACCUGGGCUCUUUAUACGUAUAUGUAAGUCUGCUGAAUGGAAAAUGUGUCGCCGCACAGCAAAUAUACUGUAAAACAUGAGGGAUGAACUUUUUUCUAGCUUUAGCGGUUGGAAAGGAUUCAACUUGACAAACUGACAAUACUGAAUGAGGCUAGUUACAGUGUUAACCUGUAGUUCCUGCUUUUGUCCACACGCUGGUGACGUUUCUCCUAACAUCGCAAAGCCGCACAUUGGUCGUUUUACACCAUUCUGCCUAAUGAUGUGAGAGAGGAAGUUGUGUGUGUGUGUGUGUCUCCUGACUUAAGUCGAGUGGGAAUUGCAAAUACAAGUUUGAUUUAGUUUAUUACUCAAAUGAACUCUAUGUACCGGAAACAUGACCAAGUGAAGUAAUAAAGGAGUCAGAAGAUGUUCUGUAUUUGUAUUGUGU